AUAUAUCAUAUCAUAAUCUCUAACGAAACCGAUCACCAAACUGGUAAACAUGCAUUUAAGCUGUUCGUAAGCACUGGUCAGUUCGUCCCUUGCCUUAUGUAAAUCGAGUUCCGGUGUUUUCAGUUCCCUAACGCGGAAGGCCUCGAAAGAUAUACUCGGACUUUGACUCGUGUUCUGUCAGUCGAAUAUGGUCUCGUGGCUGUUACAGAUUCUCCGGUUACUUGAUUUUGAGUUCGAAGUUUUUCAACUUAAAUUAUUCUUAGUUCAGUAACGCACAACCAGCGACUGCGUCGGUAGACAAAGGAGCAAUGGGAUACAUCGUGAUGAAGUAAGAGCUCAGCUGGAGUUAGCCAGAGACAUUUGAAGCUAAAAAAUAUGAAGAUAAGAGUGACCUUGAUCUUUUUAAUGUGCACCACCUUUGCUGCGAACGCCGAUAAGUUUCCAGAGAGAAGAGAUUUGGCGAAAAAGUUCGAAACAAAACACCGAGUGUACGAGUAUUCAAGAAGCAUCAGAGCCGUCACCGUAGAUUUCGGUAAUACAGAUGGCGGUGGUCGAAAUGAAGUUACGAAGCAUAUGCGCCUCUCCUACACCCCAGAUGAAGAAGAUCUCUCAGACAGUUUGGUGAAAAAUUCUAUUCACACGGGAUCCGAGAGGUCAUUGCAGGAGCUGACUACUGCGAGGAUGAACUCUAAGCAGCUAUCGAAUAUUCCUGACUUUGGUGACUCGGCCUCGAGCGAGAAAGGGUUGUCUUGCAGUUGUGUCGAGGAGAAGAAAGGACAAGAUGGAGGAUUUCACGAUGCCACUCUUAGUGGCUUACAAAAUGAAAUUUGCUGCACUGAUACCAGUACUAAUGGGUGGGAUGUCACUGCUGGUCUCAACAACAGCUUUGGCUGGGUUCUUCUUCUCACUGUUUGCGGCCGUAUUAGGACUCAAAAACGAUUAAAAAUGCUUUCCAAAGGGGGAUAGCUCUAACGAAAAAAAUAACUGCAUAUUUUCAACCUGGAGCACCUUCGAUUGUGGAGAGGGAACAAUGCAUGAAAUGAUCGAUCGUGCAGCUCAGCAAGGACUAUAUUUUGGCGAUAACCCAAAUAUGCAGGUUUCAUUUACGCUUAUUUCUCGCGAUCUUAUGUUAGUUCGAUGUACUUGAAAUACUAUAGAUAUAUCAAGCGCAAAAUGUCCGGGUAAACCGGUUUUUCCUUGAUCAUCAUCAAGUUGCUCCAAGAUAAGCACUUUAUUGCUGCAAGCAAGUGCAUUAACCUGAGGUAUUAUCUGCGAGGUCGAAUCGUGUGGCGAAAUAACGGGAAAAUAUUCGAAGCGCCCACAGGUGCACAUCAUUGUUCAAGAAUAAAACAAGUUCAAUAUUGUUUUAGAUGAUAAAUAUCAAUAUAAUUUAAUUGGCUUAACAUUGGUACAUUUGUUUUGUCGCGUUUUACAUGCUUCGGUCUGGAUUAGGUUAUGAAUGGAUAUGGCUUUGAUGUAUCCAGUUAUUAUAAAUCUCUUAUUGGCUAAUUAAUUUAUUUUUCUACAAUACACGCUUGUUCUCCGUAUUUUACGAUUAAACGUGCUUGUAGUUUUGAAACGGUUUGUUUCAGGUAGGUGUUUAUUACAGUUAAUUAAGAUCUUACCUAC
Molecule: messenger RNA, 1629 nt
Organism: Diprion similis
Lineage: Eukaryota; Metazoa; Arthropoda; Insecta; Hymenoptera; Diprionidae
Exons: 2
Coding region: 376-966 (196 amino acids)
Source: RefSeq, a predicted model, not a curated record